AUGGCAUCAAUCAGAUCUCUCAGCGGCCGCUGCAUCCGCCCGCUGGCGGCCCUCAAGCAAACUACCACUGCCCCUUCAGCCCGUCCCGCUCAAAUCUCCUCAAAUAUCCGCAGCAAAAUGCAGCUGCGGGCUCAGAGCAGCCUCCCAGCGGCUUACUACCGGGGCGGCACCUCUCGGGCCAUCUUCUUCCGGCAUGAGGAUCUCCCGGCGGACCGCUCCGAGUGGGACCGCAUUUUUCUCGGCAGCAUCGGCAGCCCGGACCCGUACGGUCGGCAACUUGACGGCCUUGGCGGCGGCAUCUCCAGUCUGUCCAAGGUCUGCGUGAUCGGGAAAAGCACACGGCCCGACGCGGACGUCGAUUACACCUUCGUCUCGCUCGGUAUCAAGAACACCAAUGUAGAUUACUCGAGUAACUGCGGCAACAUGAGUGCCGCGGUGGGCCCCUAUGCCGUGGACUCGGGACUUGUCGAGGUGCCGGAGGGAGCAACGGAGGCGACGGUGCGCGUUUUCAACACGAACACUAGCAAGGUCAUCGAGUCCGUAUUCCCGCUUGAUGGCAAGGAGGCGGCUGCGCAUGGCGACUUUGCGAUUGACGGUGUAGCGGGGACGGCGGCGAGGGUCGAGCUGAGGUUCCUCGACCCGGCUGGAUCGCGAACGGGAAAGCUGUUCCCGACGGAGUCGAAGGUGGACGAGAUUGAGGGUAUGAAGGUCACUUGCAUUGACGCUGGUAACCCUUGCGUAUUUGUCCAGGCUGCCACCCUCGGAGUGGACGGAACCAUCACUCCGCAAGGAAUUGAAGAUCAUCCGACUCUGCUGCAGACACUCGACAAGAUCCGUCGCGCUGCAGGUGUGAAAAUGGGUCUCGCAGACUCGAUUGAUAAGGUUCCUGGCAGUGUGCCCAAGAUCGCGAUCGUAUCCCCGCCUGCGGAUGGGAGGGAGAACACCUUGGUGGCGCGGGCAAUGUCAGUUGACCAGCCUCACAAGGCCAUUCCUGUCACCGUUGCGCUGGCGGCGGCGGCAGCAGCCACUGCUGAAGGAACUGUGGUCUCUGAGUGCGUCAAGAUGGGCUCGAAUGGUGGUGGCGAUGUUACAAUCUUCCACGCCAGUGGCACGUUGGAUGUUGCGGCGGAUUAUGGAAAAGAUGGUGCUCUUGAGUCUGCGACUGUCUACAGAACGGCUCGCAGGUUGAUGGAGGGUAGAGUGUUUUGGAAAUAA
This is a messenger RNA of Colletotrichum truncatum, 1215 nucleotides long. RefSeq names its product DUF453 domain protein. The record is from RefSeq and is a predicted model, not a curated record. Lineage: Eukaryota; Fungi; Ascomycota; Sordariomycetes; Glomerellales; Glomerellaceae.